This is a messenger RNA of Tarenaya hassleriana, 1245 nucleotides long. RefSeq names its product spermidine synthase 1. Bases 108 to 1154 code for a protein of 348 amino acids. The transcript is spliced from 9 exons. Gene Ontology annotation, cellular component: cytosol. The record is from RefSeq and is a predicted model, not a curated record. Gene Ontology annotation, biological process: spermidine biosynthetic process. Lineage: Eukaryota; Viridiplantae; Streptophyta; Magnoliopsida; Brassicales; Cleomaceae. Gene Ontology annotation, molecular function: spermidine synthase activity.
CUUCAGGACUCACGUGAAUCGCGUCGGCGAACAACCCUAAUCUCCGUCCCUCCAUAUCAGUGGUGUAGACUUUGGGUUUGCUUUCGGGUGGUUUCGGCAGGGCAAGCAUGGCGGCGCAAGAAGCUUCCGUUAUUGAUUUGCCCGUGAAGAGGCCGAGAGAAGACGAGGAUAACGGCGCCACUACUAACGCCGUUUCAAUGGAUACGGAGAUCACUGCCGCCGCUGAUAACGGCGUUGACGGCAAGGAGUCAAGCAGUGUCUCCUCUGUUAUCCCCGGAUGGUUCUCCGAGAUUAGUUCCAUGUGGCCAGGAGAGGCACACUCCUUGAAGGUGGAGAAGAUUUUAUUUGAAGGAAAAUCGGAUUACCAGCAAGUGAUGGUUUUUCAGUCUGCAACGUAUGGGAAGGUUUUGGUUCUGGAUGGAGUGAUUCAGCUCACAGAGAGAGACGAAUGUGCGUAUCAGGAAAUGAUUGCCCAUCUUCCCUUGUGUUCAAUCCCUAACCCCAAGAAGGUAUUGGUCAUUGGCGGAGGAGAUGGAGGAGUCCUGCGGGAAGUGUCACGCCAUUCUUCUGUUGAGCAGAUUGACAUUUGUGAAAUCGAUAAAAUGGUCAUUGAUGUUUCUAAGGAAUUCUUCCCUCAUGUAGCAGUCGGAUAUGAGGACCCUCGUGUCAACCUUCAUAUUGGCGACGGAGUUGCUUUCUUGAAGAGUGCAGCUGAAGGAACCUAUGAUGCAAUUAUUGUGGAUUCAUCGGAUCCGAUUGGUCCUGCAAAAGAGCUAUUUGAGAAGCCCUUCUUUGAAACUGUGGCAAGAGCUCUGCGUCCAGGAGGGGUAGUGUGCACUCAGGCUGAGAGCAUGUGGCUUCACAUGCACAUCAUCGAGGACAUUGUUUCCAACUGCCAUGAAAUCUUCAAGGGCUCUGUCAAUUACGCCUGGACCAGUGUCCCGACAUACCCCAGUGGGGUUAUCGGCUUCAUGCUCUGUGCAACUGAGGGGCCUCAUGUCGAUUUCAAACACCCCGUUAACCCCAUUGAUGCUGAUGAGAGCCAUGUUGACUCUAAAGGAGGACCCUUGAAGUUCUACAACACUCAGCUUCAUUCAGCCGCAUUCUGCUUGCCUUCGUUUGCGAAGAAGGUGAUAGACUCGAAAACCAGUUAGAAAGAGAAACUAUAUUGAAAGAUUGCUUCUUCGAUUGGAUCUUGGUGGAAUAUUGGUUGAGGCAGCAAAUAAACUUUUUUUUUUUGUGAUU